Messenger RNA from Penicillium arizonense, 1713 nucleotides. Its product is annotated as SANT/Myb-like DNA-binding domain-containing protein. The record is from RefSeq and is a predicted model, not a curated record. Gene Ontology annotation, molecular function: transcription corepressor activity. The transcript is spliced from 3 exons. The coding region runs from base 1 to 1713 and encodes 570 amino acids. Gene Ontology annotation, biological process: chromatin remodeling; negative regulation of transcription by RNA polymerase II; DNA repair. Lineage: Eukaryota; Fungi; Ascomycota; Eurotiomycetes; Eurotiales; Aspergillaceae. Gene Ontology annotation, cellular component: NuA4 histone acetyltransferase complex; Swr1 complex.
AUGGCCGCGGCCGCCGAUGUUCGCGACAUGCUGGAUCUGCCCGCAGAAGGGCAGCCCAGACCACACAAGAAGCAAAAGGUGGUGGAAAAGCGACCAGAGGGUAUCACUCGCGAACUGUACGCGCUCCUAGGCGAAAGAGCGCCCCCAAUCGCGAUAAAUGAGAAUAAAUACAAAGGUCGACCAAAAUGGAUGAACAAAUUGCGCGUCCGGCCGUGGAGCAUGGCACCGUUCACCAACAACGCUCGUUCCGAUGGCCUGGUUCUACACCAUUGGCAGAGAAAACACGAGUCGGCAAGACCCCCCGUAGCGGCGCCGGCACCUGAAGGGUCUCAGAUGGAAGUUGAUCAACCGAAGGAAGAAGCCAAAGACGAUGCGCCCAAACCAUCGGAGCAGGAAUACGCUUUCGCCAAAUACAACAUCAAACCGCGGUUACCCCAGCGAUACACAGACGAAGACUAUGCGCGACACCUUAAAAGCGAAGACUGGUCUCGCGAGGAAACCGACUACUUGGUGGAUCUGGUCACCGAAUACGAUAUUCGAUGGGUGGUCAUCGCGGAUCGAUACGACUACCAACCGCCAAUGGACACGGAGCCAGACGCCAAUGCGAUUGUACCAGCAAAACAGUUCCGGACAAUGGAGCAGAUGAAGGCACGGUACUACUACGUUGCUGCGACAAUGCUUUCAUUGGAACACCCACCAUCCGAGAUGUCGGAGGCAGAGUUUGAACUACACGAGAAGAUGCUCAAGUUCGACCCAGACCGGGAACGAGAUCGCAAGGAGCUGGCCGCCCUCCAGCUUAACCGCACAGCUGACGAAGUCCGUGAGGAGGCAAUGCUCCUGGAGGAGCUGAAGCGCAUCACUAGUAACGAACAGAGCUUCAUCACCGAGCGCCGCGAACUCUACUCUCGCCUCGAGGUCCCUAUCAGCGUUGGAAACACGACCAUGUACCAGUCCAGCGCAGGCCUAUCCCAACUCCUACAAACUCUUUUGCAAGCCGACAAGAGCAAGAAACGCCGCUCCAUCCUCGGUGAUGGCGCCAUCCCCAGUCCCGCUGGCCAGACACCCACUCACGCCGGUGGCCUCGGCCGCGCCGAAACCCCUGUUACCCAAGCCGCAAACAAGAAGGGCUCCAUGGCCUCAAGGGAUACCCAACAAAACGUGCGAACCCUCACCCCAGCCGAGGAAGCCAGGUACGGCGUCCAGCACCACGAGCGUGUUACAGCAGGUGUCAACUUCCGAAGCGACCGUGCCCAGCGCCUCACCCAGGCUAAGUCCAAUGUACAAACUCAAAAAUUGGCCAGCGCCCUCUCCGAACUCGAGAUCCCCGUCCGUCUCUUCAUGCCUACCGAACGCGUAUGCAAGGACUUCGAGAAACUUAUCCAGUCCGUCAACCUACUACUGGAUGCCCGAAAGGUCUCUGAGAAGGUUGAAAGCGAGAUCCGCGUUCUCGAGGCUGCCAAGGCAGAGCGCGAGCGCAAGUACAGAGAAGCCGCUGGUAUUCCAGAGCCAGAACAUCCUCACCCACAGGUAAAGACCGAGGCUGAGGAUGGUGACGCAGUUGUUUUGGAUUCAUCUGCCGGUAGUGCUCAAGCCCAGUCCACAAAUGAAAAUCCUGCUACACAAGGUCAUGCCCACGGUGCCGAAGGGAACCACAAGCGCUCUGCUAGUGUCCUAAGUGGCGCAAGUGAGAGCAACAAGCGGCAGCGGAGAUAG